AUGGCAAACACAACGUACAUGAUUAAAUGCACUUGUGUGAAAUACAUUGCACAAUGUGUACAGAACUUGGAGUUCACUGGAGUCAUGAGGUUUUUCUACCAAGAAGAGGGCGAAAAAAUUUCCACCAAGUGUGUGCGCGUCUCGAGCUGGCACACGACGCGUGACGUCAUCGACACCCUGGUCGAAAAGUUCAGACCCGACAUGAAGAUGCUGACGAAGACCACCUACACUCUACAUGAAGUUCAUGUUAAUGGAGGCGGAACAUUGAAAAUCUACGGCCAUUCCAUAAAGCCUGACGUGCCGUAUAAAACUCUGCUGCUAUCCGUGAACGAUACAGUUGGACACAUCGUGAAAGAAGCGCUAGAUAAAUACGGAUACGAAAAGGAAGAUCCGGAGUUGUUUUGUCUUCAUACCGCCAGAAAACAUGGCGAACAGCGGCAGCAGUGGAGUGGAAGGACGAUAAAAUACCACCUAAGACUACGACCCCCAGACGCCCCAAAGAAACGAAAACCCCUACACUCCGUUCAGAAUUUUAGUUCUUUGCCUCAAAAAUACAACAACAACAGCAACAACAACAACAAUUACAUUAACAACUACACCAACCACAAUUACAUUAACAACAACAGCGACGACGACAACAACAACAGAAUGCUGAACAACAAACUCUACAAUAAUAACAACAGUUACGAUGGUUACGCUGAUUCUUUUUCCAGUACUGAUCAACAACAACAUCAACAACACCAGUUAUUAUUGUUAGCACAACAACAACAACAGCAAUUAAUGUUUGCCCAACAACAACAACAAAAACAACAACAAAACCAUGCCUAUUUGUUACAAGUCGGCCCAGAUGGCAGAAAAACCAUAAACUCACCAAAAUAUCCAAUUUCCAUUGGCAUGGUCGAGAUUGGCAGCAAGAGACCUCCAAUUGUUAAUGCACCCUUCAUACAGUUCAACACCCCGGACAUCUUACCCCAACACUGCACGAUAACCAGAACAAUGGGCGGAGUCACGUGGAUCGCACCGACCAAUCAGAACGAAGCGUUGCUAUUUAUAGAAGGUCAGAGAGUUUUUAACCCAACCCAGUUGCAUAAUAAUGAGGUGGUACAGUUGGGACGGAGUUUGUUUUUCGUGUUUGUGGACGCAUCUAUGCGAGAGAAAGAACCACCACCGCAACAACAACAACAAUACAUAAACAACUUGAGAACAGCAAACAACAACAACAGCGUUAGUAACAGUUUAAAAGUAAACAAGAAUAAUAACAAUAGUUUAAAAGUAAACAACAACAGCAAAAUGACGUCACCGACAUCGAGUUUGUCGCCAAAGUCCUCGAGUAUUAAAGAUUUUGAGACGACCUUUGACCUCGAUGGGCAAGUCCUAACUACGGUCCCCAACAACAACAACAAUAAUAAUAACAACAACAACAUCAAUAAUAAUAAUAAUAAUCAGAUGUUUUUAACGCCACAGCAGCUACUACAACAAUCGUCAGUGGCAGACGUUUUGCCGGCUUCAUUUUUUCUCAGAGGCAAUGUUGAGGAUCUAUUCUUGGACUACUGUAUGACGAAGAUAAACUUCGCCACGAUGCAAUUCAAGAUGUCGCCAGCCUUCACUCUCUACAUGCUUGCCAGAUCGAAACUACUAUCAUUACCCCCACCACCACCGUCAUCGUCAUCAUCACCGUUGUCGUCAUCGUUAUCAUCACCAUCGUCCACGCUGGCGGUGACGUCAUUGAGUGGCGUCGCCAACAAGAUGGCUGAAUCUAUAUCCGCUGUUGUUGAGGCAAACAACAGCAACCCGCCAUUGUUAUCAUUCUGGCUGGCGAACUCUACGGAGCUUCUGAAUUUUUUUCAAUCCGAUCGUCAUCAACUCCUCCAUCUGGCGACUGAAAGUUCGAGAACCAUGCUGAUGAAUGCAGUGCAGUCGUCAUUUUCGUUUUUCAUUGACUGCCUGCAAGUAGAGCUGGAGCAAACCCUGGUAGCAUUUGUUAGUACCCUGUCCGAUCAGGAUGAUUUAGACGUUGUGGAGGACUUUGUGAUCAGGCAGGCAACACCGCGAGUUGGAAAUGUGUUGCACGUCCUGACGCUGGCUAUGUCGGUACUGAAGAGGUGCAGGGUUAAUGCCACCAUCACCAUCCAGAUAUUCUCACAGCUCUUCCGCUUCAUAAGUGGAUGGCUCUUCAACUGCCUCGUCCUUAACCCUCAUAUGAGGUUGUGUACCAGUGACUGGGGGCAAAAGCUGCAGAUGAGGUUGGGGCAUGUUAUGGGGUGGGCCGAGAAGCACGGUCUAGAGUUAGCCGCAGAGUGUCACAUGGUGAAAAUUUUGCAACUCUGCAACUUACUAACUUGCAGCAAAAACUCAUCGUCGUCAUCAUCAUCAUCACCAUUAUGGAAAGUCGUUAGCACGUCUUGCGACACAAUAAAUUCACUCCAACUACGUACCAUUCUAUCCAAUUACAUUCCGAGCCAAGUUGAACCCCCUCUCAGCGGUGAGCUCAUUGAAGAAUGCGUUAAGUUUGCUGCCGAUAACGUGGACUAUACCAUUAUUAACGAAGGGGUAGAUAUAUCUGUUGACGAGCCCAUGGAUAUAAGGCUGGCCUUCAUGUUUCCGGAAGAUGGCUUUGCAUGCGAAACGACUGUUGGUAUUCCGUCAGGUCUCUUGGAGUUUAUGGAUGGUUUUGUCGGUCAAGGGCUUGCCACUUACGUCAUCAAUCCAACAAGUUCCGGUUCCUGGUGCGUUCAUAUGCAAGUUCAAAAGGAAAAUGACAUUCAACAGCAACAGCAGCAGCAGCUAAAACAGCAGCUACAUCAGCAGCAGCAGACGUCAGACUUGAUUGAAAUCUUCCUGAGUAAGUUGAACAACAGUCUCGGCUUGAGUAUCGUAGCCGCUAAGGGCGACCAGCAGCAAAGUAAGGGCAUCUAUAUAAAGGCUGUAGUGCAGAACGGAGCAGCUCACAGAGAUGGGAGAUUGGAGCCUGGCGAUCAACUCCUCAAUGUUAAUGGGACGAGUCUUGUUAACGUUUCUCAGGGAGAAGCUGCCCAGAUAAUGAGCCAAACUGAUGAUGUCGUUAAGUUGACGGUGCUUAAAAAGGCAGCGCUAUAUCAUGGCCUUGAGGCCCUCGUUUCUAAGGAUGAAGGUCAGUUUGGAGUUGUUGAUUUGGAGGUUUUUUGGGGUUGUUAUAACAACAACAGUAACAACAACAGUAACAACAACAGUAACAACAUCAACAUUUCUCAUCAGCGUGAUUCAUCACUCACUAACUCAAUAUCGUCAAGUCGAAGUGAUUACAAUUUCAGGGAUGUUUAUGCGACCAGAGGCGGUCUAGGCAACAACAACAACAACAAUAAUAACAUUAAUAAUAACAUUAGCAAUAACAACACCAACAAUGCUAAUAGUGUUUUCAUUAAUAACGCUAACAACUCACAAAGUGUUACUGAAUUAAACAAUCUUAAUAAGUCCAAUUACAAAUUUGGCCUGAAACACGAAUCAAAUGUUUUGGCACAAAUUAAAAAAAAUCCUUCUGACCAAUCACAGCAGCCUUUAGAUUUAAAUCACCCUGCGAAUUACAACAACCAAUCAUUAAACAGCUCAGUAGAUAGCCAAUCACAUUAUCAGCCAACUCAAUUCAAGCCGCCCUUCAGCGUUCAGGUAAAAAAUAUCGACCAACAGCGAGAGGGUAACCUUAAAUUUGCAAGACCCGCCUCCGCCAUGUCAACCAAUCAGAACAGGACCCCAGGCUAUGCGGCCCAGAUGCUCUUUCCAAAAGCUCCUCCAACAGGUAUUGCAACCAAGACAACAAUCAACAUUGACAAUAACAACGAUAACAGCAUCAAUCUGAACCAGACGAUCAAUUUAAAUGAUGCCCUCAAAGAUGGAACUUUGAAGAAAGGCCUCGCCAAAACUACAGUGAUUAAUUUAAACGAGGUUCAACAACCACAGCAGCAGCAGCUCCAGCAGCAACCACACCAGCAGCAACUGCUUCCGAAAUCUGCCAGUUCUGAUUUUAUUAUCGGUAACAUUUCAUCGAGUUUCGACGAUUCGAGACAGCAAUACCCUGUUAUGGUAGCCAAUUCCGGAAUUCCAAUAAAGAAACAACUCAGCAACAACAACCUUCCAAGCAUGAGCAACAACGACAACGUCAACAACUUUAAUUUCAGCAACAACACCAUCUCCAACAACACUAACCUGUCCCCGGAAAGAGAUUUCCCACCUCCACCUCCAGAAACCCAACUGGCUCAGUUGAAAAUCACCAGCAACACCAACAACAAACCAACAUUCAUGGCGACGCUGCCAGCAACAACACUACAAGCGGCAACAACAACGACGACUGCGACGACAAGCGUCACCAAAAAACCGCCCCCUACCGCAAGCAAACCCAAAAUAACCCCGGCUGACCUCAAACUGAAAUCGCCCUGGGAGAAAGAGCAGAGAGAAAAAGAUGAAGAGAAUAAAAUAAAAAUGAAACGAACGGAAGAGAUAAAAAGAUUGGAAAACAAACCUUACUUGAGCCAGGAGGAACAGACGAAACUGAAGAGACUGAUAACUGAGGUGGAGUUUGACGAGAGGCUAAGGAGAACAAAAGAAGAAGAAGAUGCCUUUGCUGACACGCUUCAAAGGACAACGUUCAGCAGAGAAGACACCAGUAGCUCACACUUGCUUCCACAGCGGCCAACGUACAUACUACAACAGCCACAACUGCAACCUUAUAAGGCAAUACAAGAUAAUGAGGUGCCGUACAGCACGCGGUUCCAGAGCACCUCAUCCAUCAAACUUCAACAACAACAACAACAGCAGCAGUUUAACCCUGCCGACAACAUCAACAACAUCAGACAACAACAACAACAACAGCAACAACAACAAAACGCUAUGAAGAAGACAGUAACAUUCAACGAAAACGUGGGAGUUACGGAGUACCCAAUCCAUAAGUCUUACGGGUCGACCUCGUCUGAUGGGUCCCUCAUACAUAAUGUGGCGGAUAGGGACUUCCACGAUGACCCUUUCUACCAGCCAAAAAGCGUACCCCAGGCGACCUUUCUACCAAAAAUACCCUCCAAGAAAGACAUUCUCAUCUACGGACCCAACGUAACUUACGAGAUCAAGCCCAAAAUAACAGCCGAGCCACUACAACCACAACAACCACAGCAACAACGACCUCUCUCCAACAACAACACAAUCGAACAACAAGCUAGUUACCCAUAUCGGCCAAUUGGCGGCGACGACAAACAACUAUAUCAACAAAAACAACAACAACAACAACAAUUUUCUUACCCAUAUCAACCAUCAAUUGACUUAAGACAACAGCCACAACAACCCCAGCAGCUACAACCACAACAGCUACAACCACAACAGCCACAACCACAACGCCACCUUUACACAAAACAGUACCAGUAUAACUCUAGAGAGGAUCUAAACAGCGAAUCAAGUUAUGGAAAGAACGAUAUCCAGCCUAUAAGGAACCCACAAGGACCUUUAUACGGUCAGAGAAUAUAUCUAUCUAAUCUGGCGCAACAAGAAAAUCCGUAUGCCUCCCGUCCAUACAAUUAA
Molecule: messenger RNA, 5538 nt
Organism: Helobdella robusta
Lineage: Eukaryota; Metazoa; Annelida; Clitellata; Rhynchobdellida; Glossiphoniidae
Exons: 23
Coding region: 1-5538 (1845 amino acids)
Biological process (GO): signal transduction; regulation of protein localization
Cellular component (GO): adherens junction
Molecular function (GO): cell adhesion molecule binding
Source: RefSeq, a predicted model, not a curated record